Messenger RNA from Aspergillus homomorphus CBS 101889, 1258 nucleotides. Its product is annotated as putative class III chitinase. NCBI's taxonomy places the organism in Eukaryota, Fungi, Ascomycota, Eurotiomycetes, Eurotiales, Aspergillaceae. The record is from RefSeq and is a predicted model, not a curated record. The coding region runs from base 259 to 1215 and encodes 318 amino acids. Gene Ontology annotation, molecular function: chitinase activity. Gene Ontology annotation, cellular component: extracellular region. The transcript has a single exon. Gene Ontology annotation, biological process: carbohydrate metabolic process.
CUUCUGGAUUGAUUCAUGGUAUAAAUAAUCCGAGCCUGGCGCCCUGCAUCGGCCGGGCAAGCUAGAUAGAGUUGAAGCCUGUUGGGUGGGCCAUCCAUUAGUAUUGUCAGACCGUCGCUGGUCGGAUUCCGCACUGCUCGCUUCUCUCCGACCGAGCGACUGACCGUGGGCGCCCUUCGCUGCAUCUUCCUCCUACUUUUACCCUCACUCGAUAUACAAAUUAUUCCGCGUCUCGUUCUCUCUCUCCCAUUUCUCACAAUGCCUCCUGUACCCUCCUCGUCCGAGCGACGCCGGAUCAUCUUGUAUCACCAGACUCUCUGUCCCAACGGAGGCCAAUAUGUCUCCAUGAUGCCUCUGGUACAGAACAACACCGGUGUGACGCAUAUUAUCCUCGCGGCAUUUCACCUGAACGCCGACCCCGAACACAUUACGCUCAACAAUGACCCCCCACAACACAGCAUGUACGACCCCCUCUGGGCCGAAGUGGCCCUCAUGAAACAAAGCGGGGUUCGCAUCAUGGGCAUGCUCGGAGGAGCUGCCCAAGGCUCUUUUCGCUCGUUAGAUGGAGAUGCAGAGAAGUUCGAACGGUACUACCAACCCAUGCUAGCCAUGAUCCGGCGACAUGGACUCGACGGACUGGAUCUAGAUGUGGAAGAGGACAUGUCGCUGUCGGGGAUCAUUCGACUCAUCGACCGGCUCAAGCUGGACCUGGGAGACGGAUUCAUUGUGACGCUGGCCCCCGUUGCGGCCGCCAUGCUGGGCGUGGGAAACCUGUCUGGGUUCGACUACCGAGAGCUAGAACAAAAGAGAGCCGCAAAGAUCAGUUGGUAUAACACACAGUUCUACAAUGGCUGGGGACCCGCAGAUGAUCCCCGGAUGUACGCCGCCAUCGUAGCACAGGGCUGGUCCCCACGCCGGGUGGUGCUUGGACUGCUGACCAACCCAGGCAACGGAUCGCAGGGCUACGUGCCCCUGGAGAAAAUGGGGCCCAUUCUGGCCAUGCUGAUUGAUCGGUUUCCUGAUUUCGGCGGCGUAAUGGGCUGGGAAUACUUCAACUCGAAGCCCGGGGAACAAGGGCAUCCAUGGUACUGGGCCGCGGAGAUGUCGCUGAGUAUGCACUUGAAGGACCUCGUGGAUGCUGCGCGCCAGCUCAUGUCAGGGCCGAUGACCAGCAGCCUGAUGACUGUGCUUCGCGAUAUGAUGCAGCAGCAAUAGUAGUAUGUGAUUGAUGUAUAUACAUUUCUUCUGAAUAUAAGUG